AUGGACGAGAGCAAGAACAGCAUGGACUCGAGUCAAGCCACAGAGUCCGAAGGCAGCGAUGAAGAGGUCGAGACUUCAGUCCAGGAGGACAUCAACCGCUUCGAGCAGUCGUUCAAGAACAUCUCGACUCGCUUCCGCCUCAUCAACCGCAUUGGAGAAGGUACCUUCUCGACCGUCUACAAGGCCGAGGACCUUCUCUACGACAAGUACAAGAACGACUGGAACCACGUCUCCUUCUCACCACAAACAAAGUCCGCACGAGACCGACCGCGUGCUCGCUAUGUUGCCAUCAAGAAAAUCUACGUCACCUCGUCACCCAUGCGCAUCUUCAACGAGCUCGAGCUGCUGCACGACUUGAGAGACUCCCAGAACGUCUGUCCACUGAUCACCGCCUUCCGUCAUCAAGACCAGGUCGUCGCCGUCCUGCCUUACUUCCAACAUCGCGACUUCCGAGACUACUUCCGCGACAUGACCAUCAACGACAUGCGUGUCUACUUUGGCCAACUCUUCACUGCCGUCCGAGCCGUCCACGAACACCAAAUCAUCCACCGCGACAUCAAACCUACAAACUUCCUAUACUCGCCCACAACACAGAAAGGCGUCCUCGUCGACUUUGGUCUGGCUGAAAGAGAAGGAACAGAUUGGCACCACUGCAACUGCCAGUACUCACACGAAGACCGUCGAUACCGUGUCUCGAACUCGUUAUACUCCUCAAUACGCACUCAAUAUCGUGACGCUGGCACACUACCUCCGCCACCUGCAUACCCCAAAGAAGACUCUCGAAACUCGCGCAGAGCAAACCGCGCCGGCACCAGAGGCUUCCGUGCCCCUGAAGUCUUGCUCAAGUGCACUUCUCAGACUUGUAUCAUCGACAUCUGGAGUUGCGGCAUCAUCCUCCUCACUCUUCUCAGCCGUCGCUUCCCCUUCUUCCACUCGGCCGACGACAUUGAUGCUUUCAUCGAGUUGUGCAGUAUCUUUGGCAAGCGUCGCAUGAACGAAGCUGCUUUACUGCAUGGUCAGGUCUUGCAGACAAACAUUCCUACCAUCAGCGAGAACGGCCAUAGCUGGGAGAAGAUUCUGCUGUGGUGUACGGAACGCCGCAAGACUGACCUACCGCUCAUCGACGAAGAAAAGGAAGCCGUUCAAUUCAUGUCUCUUUGUCUCGAGCUCGAUCCUUCGAAGCGCAUAUCAGCCGACGAAGCUCUGGAGCAUCCGUUCCUGACUCUCGACACCUCGGAACGCUCUCAUAGGAACGGUGCCGAUGGGAUCGAGUGA
Aureobasidium subglaciale EXF-2481 is the source of this 1275-nucleotide messenger RNA. RefSeq lists its product as uncharacterized. Gene Ontology annotation, cellular component: nucleus. The coding region runs from base 1 to 1275 and encodes 424 amino acids. Gene Ontology annotation, biological process: protein phosphorylation; mitotic DNA damage checkpoint signaling. The transcript is spliced from 2 exons. Gene Ontology annotation, molecular function: ATP binding; protein serine/threonine kinase activity. NCBI's taxonomy places the organism in Eukaryota, Fungi, Ascomycota, Dothideomycetes, Dothideales, Saccotheciaceae. The record is from RefSeq and is a predicted model, not a curated record.